This is a messenger RNA of Amblyraja radiata (thorny skate), 513 nucleotides long. RefSeq names its product complexin-4-like. Gene Ontology annotation, biological process: synaptic vesicle exocytosis; neurotransmitter transport; regulation of neurotransmitter secretion. Gene Ontology annotation, cellular component: terminal bouton; SNARE complex. Gene Ontology annotation, molecular function: syntaxin binding. The record is from RefSeq and is a predicted model, not a curated record. The coding region runs from base 1 to 513 and encodes 170 amino acids. NCBI's taxonomy places the organism in Eukaryota, Metazoa, Chordata, Chondrichthyes, Rajiformes, Rajidae. The transcript has 3 exons.
AUGGCAAUCCUCCUCAAGUCCAUGAUCAGUGGCAAAAUAAAAGACCUUGGAGGAGGAGGAGGUGGAGGUGGAGGAGGAGGAGGAGGAGGAGGAGGAGGAGGAGAAGAGGACAAGGCAACAGAGGGAGAUGGGAAGCCGACUCCACAGAGCACUGGCAUGACCAGGGACGAGUUUGAGGAAUACCAGCGGCAACUCUUAGAGGAAAAAAUAGAACGAGACAACGCAUUUACACAAAAGAAGGCAGAGCGGGCUACAAUCCGUUUGCACAUGAGGGGAAAAUAUCGUCUACCCCAGAAUGACAAGGAUGAGAACCAGCUGCAGAUGGCAGGAGGUGACGUGGACCUGCCUGAGGAUCUCGCCAAGAUGAUGCAAGAAGAUGAAGAGGACGAGGAAGCCAGCAACUCCAUCCUGGGCAGCAUUCAGAACAUGGACUUUGACACCUUGAAGGUUAAAGCCCAAGAAACGUUCACUGAGAUGAAACAGACGGCAGAGGAGAAAUGCUCUGUGAUGUAA